Molecule: messenger RNA, 1151 nt
Organism: Daphnia carinata
Lineage: Eukaryota; Metazoa; Arthropoda; Branchiopoda; Diplostraca; Daphniidae
Product: chromobox protein homolog 1-like
Exons: 5
Coding region: 174-878 (234 amino acids)
Biological process (GO): negative regulation of transcription by RNA polymerase II; chromatin organization
Cellular component (GO): pericentric heterochromatin; nucleus
Molecular function (GO): chromatin binding
Source: RefSeq, a predicted model, not a curated record
UUGCAUUACCUCGAGUCACGUCUGUAUUGCAUUUGUCUGCCUUUCCCGCACCACUUCACCGCCUUUCAUAUCUAUAUUGUUUUUGAUUUUCAUGAACCCAAGAUGGGGCAACUAUUUAGAAAAUAUUAGAUUAGUGGUCCUGCUAUCAGUUGUUGAGUUGUACCAUUGACACCAUGAACAUGGACACUGAAAUAGAAGAAGAUGAAGUUUCGAAUGGCCCUACACCACCAACAUCUUCUGAGAGUGAAGAGGAAGAGUACACUGUUGAAAAGGUUUUGGAUCGGAGAGAAAGAAAAGGUCGAGUGGAAUACCUUUUGAAAUGGAAAGGAUAUGACGAGGAUGACAACACCUGGGAACCAGAGGAAAAUCUAGAUUGCCCUGCUUUGAUAUCAGUAUUCUUAAAUAAAAGAAAAGAGGAGGAUAAAGAGAGAAGGAAAGAGGUUGAAAGGAUUUUGUAUGGAUCCUAUUGUUCAUCUAAAGAUCGGAAACGUCCUGAAGUGGGCGAAAAUCAGAAAACUAAGGAACAAAGGCAGAAGGAAAUCAAAAACAUGUCAAAAGAUACCGUGUGUUUUCCCAGCCAACCCAUUUUGGAUAGACCUUCAUCCAGCGCCGAAACCCGAAAUUCUGAGUUAGCACAGAAGAGGGAAAAGAGUGCAGGGAUCACUACCAAGGAAAACAACCAUCCUAGAGGUUUUGAUCGGAAGUUCGAGCCUGAAAAGAUUUUAGCGGCAACUGACACUACUGGUGAACUAUGGUUUCUUAUGAAAUGGAAAUCCCGCAACAUACCUGAACUGGUUCCAGCACGAGAAGCUAACUUAAAAUGCCCGCAAGUCGUCAUCAAGUUCUAUGAAGAUCGUCUAUCAUUUCAAGGCCCAUAAAUCGAAGAACCUGAUAAAUAAUCUCCAAUGUACAGGUCUGGUAUUCUUGCUUGACGCAACAUGAAAAAAUCUUCCGAAUUUUGUUUUUCGUGAUUGUUUCCCCAUCUUCAUCAUUCGUUACAUCGUUCUUUGCUCGCUCACGUGGUGAGAACUGAACGUUUCAGAAACGAAUCCGUUUCUGCGAUGCAUGUAGCUGUUUGUCCACCCCAUUUAUCCCUGAACCUUGACAGGUAUUCAGAAUUGACCAAUUAAAUGUUUGCAUUCUAUCCAUCA